Messenger RNA from Prunus armeniaca (apricot), 1581 nucleotides. Lineage: Eukaryota; Viridiplantae; Streptophyta; Magnoliopsida; Rosales; Rosaceae. The record is from the annotation of a GenBank genome assembly.
AUGGAAAUAGAGAAGGGGUUGGGAGAAGACGGUUUCUGGGAUUUUGGGAGAGAACUUCGAGACUGGUGGGGUGGAGGGCUCUGCUGCACUUCCUUGACUCUGAUAAGUUCAAGAAUAAAGAUGAUUUUGUUCAGAGCUACAAGAAUCUCAGUUCAUUCAAUGAGAUUGAGCUUGCUAAUCUUCAUAUGGAUGAGGCCUCACAUUCUCCGAAGAGUUAUUAAGGAUGUGGAGAAGUCUUUGCCUCCAAAAAUUGAACGAAUUCUUAGGGUUGAAAUGUCUCCCCUUCAGAAACAGUACUAUAAGUGGAUUUUGGAACGCAACUUCCAUAAUUUGAACAAAGGAGUUCGUGGAAAUCAGGUUUCAUUGUUGAAUAUUGUGGUAGAGUUGAAGAAAUGUUGUAAUCAUCCCUUCCUGUUUGAAAGUGCUGACCAUGGUUAUGGAGGGGACUCGAGUACCAAAGAUGGCAGUGGCCUUGGUAUCAACCUUGCCACAGCGGAUACGGUUAUAAUAUUCGAUUCAGAUUGGAAUCCUCAAAACGACUUGCAGGCAAUGAGUAGAGCUCACAGAAUUGGGCAACAGGAAGUUGUUAACAUCUAUAGAUUUGUCACGAGCAAAAGUGUUGAGGAAGAUAUCCUGGAAAGAGCUAAGAAAAAGAUGAAUGAGCUGUCUGCUAUUUUAAGAUUUGGAGCUGAAGAACUUUUUAAGGAAGAGAAAAAUGAUGAAGAAAGCAAGAAAGGACUCUUAAGUAUGGAUAUUGAUGAGAUUCUUGAAAGAGCGGAAAAAGUUGAAGAGAAGGAAGCUGAAGAGGACGGGAAUGAAUUGUUGAGUGCUUUUAAGGUUGCAAAUUUUGGUACCGCUGAAGAUGAUGGUAGUUUUUGGAGCCGUUGGAUAAAGCCGGAAGCAGUAUCCCAAGCCGAAGAAGCUCUUGCCCCUCGUACUAAAAGGAAUACCAAGAGCUAUGCAGAAGUUGCACAGCCUGAUAGAAGUAAUAAAAGGAAAAAGAAAGAAUCUGAGCCUCAGGAAAGAGUCCAGAAAAGGCGCAAAGCAGAUUAUUUAGUUAGCUCAGCACCAAUGAUUGACGGAGCAUCUGCUCAAGCAAGGGGAUGGUCAUCUGGGAAUUAUCUAAGAGAGAUGCAUUGCGGUUUUCCCGUGCGGAAAUUUUAUGCUUCAUUGUCUAACACUGUUCAUUUGCAAUUAGGUUAUGAAAUUUGGGAUGAGAGCCAAAUUGCCUUAAUAGUUGAGGAGGUCGGAGGGGCCCUUGCGGAUUUUUUUGGUGUCCCUGUCAAGGCUGUUGAUAUGCUCAACCGUGUUCAUGAACUUCAGCACCUGGCAAAACGCAUUAGUCGAUAUGAGGAUCCCAUUGACCAGUUCCGUGUGUUGACAUACCUCAAACCUUCAAAUUGGUCGAAAGGUUGUGGCUGGAAUCAGUUUGAUGAUGCAAGAUUGCUUCUUGGAAUAUACUACCAUGGAUUUGGAAAUUGGGAAAAGAUACGAUUAGAUGAAAGGCUUGGUCUUAUAAAGAAAAUUGCUCCCGUGGAACUUCAACACCAUGAAACAUUUUACCCCGCGCUCCAAAUUUGA